AAACCAACCAUAUUUAUGCGCCCGCCAAUACCCUAAAGAGUCUCACUUCCUUGUACCUCGUGAAAUCACCACAUAGGCGCUGCUAGGGUUUCUGGUCUUCAGUUCCGCCACCAUUUGAACCUAGUUAACCCGGGUCACGGCCAGGGAUUAGCCAUGGGCUCUGAGGCUGUGAAUCCGAAGGCUUACCCUUUGGCUGAUGCUCAGCUGACCAUCACCAUCCUCGAUAUUGUACAGCAGGCUUCCAACUACAAGCAGCUUCGCAAGGGAGCGAAUGAAGCCACCAAGACGCUGAACCGCGGCAUUGCGGAGUUCGUCGUCAUGGCGGCCGACGCGGAGCCCCUCGAGAUUCUGCUGCACCUGCCGCUGCUGGCGGAGGACAAGAACGUGCCGUAUGUAUUCGUGCCGUCGCGGGAGGCCCUGGGCCGCGCGUGCGGAGUGUCGCGGCCGGUGAUCGCGUGCUCGGUCACUUCCAACGAGGGCAGCCAGCUCAAGUCGCAGAUCCAAAACCUCAAGGACGCUAUUGAGAAGCUCCUCAUCUGAGUUCCGCUAAAAGAGGAAGGCCUAGUCAGCCUCUUCGCAUGAAUUGUAUGUACCUUCGCUGGUAUCUGAUAGCCUUGCAUAAAUGAAAAAUCUUGGUACAAACCAUUGUUAUGGAACAUCUUGGUUGCGUAUCUCCCCCAUAUGUAGCUCAUGCCCUGACACGUAGUUUACAGCUAUCGAUUCAGCUUGUGGAGGAUACAGUAAUAGGACUGCAUCGCG
Molecule: messenger RNA, 759 nt
Organism: Closterium sp. NIES-67
Lineage: Eukaryota; Viridiplantae; Streptophyta; Zygnematophyceae; Desmidiales; Closteriaceae
Source: the annotation of a GenBank genome assembly